UGUGUUUUUUUGGACCCCCUCUGUUUCUUAUCUAUAUUCUAGAAUCUUAAAAUUUAUUUUUUAUAUUAUUGUUUUACACCAAGAAGUGUGUAUUUGUGUGUGUUUUUGAAGCUAGUAACACAUAAAGCACAAUUUUUUCUCAUUCCCAUCAUUAAUUAAGAAAUACCCAGGCCUGAAUAUCCCAUAUGAAUCUGGUAAAACCCCCUGAUUCGAAAUAUAAAAACUCGUGAAAUCAAGAAAUGGGAUGUUCUUCAUCAAAGUUGGAUGAUGAAGAAGCUGUACAACUCUGUAAAGAUCGAAAAAACUUUAUCAAGAAAGCUGUCGAACAACGAACCAAAUUCGCUUCUGGUCAUAAAGCUUAUCUUCAAUCACUUAGAAGAGUUUCUGCUGCCCUUAAAGAUUACGUAGAAGGUGAUGAACCCCGUGAAUUCUCAUUAGACUCCUUUGCUACACCACCAUUUCCAACAAACAAAAAAACUGCACCAAGAUUCAUCACCAUUUCACCAAAUUCAUUCACCAUUGAACAGCCAAGAGUUAACUAUCUUAGAUCAGGUGGAAACCCGUCAGUUUUUGUAGAAGAAAGGCUACCCGAGUCACCGGAAAUAGCAAGAGUCGAGUCAUAUAACCAGUCACCCGCUUACCAAUAUGCAGCUGAUAGUUUCUUUGGUAUGCAAUCACAAUCACCACCUUCGUCCAUUUUUAGUUACAGUAGACCAAAUUUACCGCCACCUUCACCUCAAAGAUCAUCACCGUGGGAUUUCUUAUGGAAUCCAUUUGCGUCUUUGGAUUAUUCCGGGUAUUCCACAAGAAACAGUAUUCAUCAAAGUGUUUUUGAUGAGCAACAAGUUAGAGAAGAAGAAGGCAUUCCAGAGCUUGAGGAAGAAACCGAACAUGAGUUUGAAAUAGAUCAUAACCAUAUUCAUAGAGUGAACAGGAGAUCAAACAUUCAUGUGAAUCAUGAUCAUAGAGAUGAAGUAACAGUUGAAGAUGUUGAUGAUGAUGAUGACGAUGAUGAUGAGUUUGAAACGGAUAGUGGGGAGGAAACUGACUCUGAACAUGAACUAGAAACGCCACCCUUGGUGAGUAAAACUCAAAAUCUCGAGGUUUCAAAGGCGGAGAGUUCGGGGAAGGUUGUGAAUAAUGGGAAGGGAGAUGCCGUUGCAAAUCAUGAAAGGAGCAAAAGCGAAGGAACACCAGGGUUCACGGUUUAUGUGAACCGUAGACCAACAAGCAUGUCAGAAGUUAUUAAAGAUCUUGAAGCUCAGUUCAUGAUCAUUUCUGAUUCAGCAAAAGAGCUUUCGGUUAUGUUAGAGGCUAAUCGGGCUCAGUACGCUUCAACGUCACACGAACUCACAGCUAUGAAGAUCUUGAAUCCAAUGGCAUUAUUGCGGUCUGCAUCGUCUUCUCGCUCAAACUCAUCAAGAUUCUUGAUGAAUUCUUCUGGCAGUUCAAAAGAAGAUGGUUAUGUUAGCAGCAGUGAUUUAUCUGACGAUUCGUGUAUCUUUCACAACAGUCAUCAAUCGACUCUUGACAAACUAUAUGCUUGGGAGAAAAAACUGUACCAGGAAGUUAAGGCUGGUGAACGAAUUCGUAUAGCGUAUGACAAAAAAUGUGCUCAACUUAGGAACCAUGAUGCUAAAGGUGAUGAUCAUUCAUCCCUUGAUAAAACAAGAAAUGCCAUUAGAGAUUUGCAUACACAGAUUAAGGUUUCAAUACACUCGGUUGAAGCUGUAUCAAAAAGGAUUGAAACUUUAAGGGAUCAAGAACUGCAGCCACAGCUUCUCGAAUUGAUCCAAGGUUUAUCAAGAAUGUGGAAGGUAAUGGCCGAGUGUCAUCAAACUCAGAAACGAACACUAGAUGAAGCCAAGAUUUUACUAGCGGGGACACCUUCCAAACCCAAAAAGUACACACAGGGUCACCCUAGUGAGCCACACCGGCUAGCCCGCUCUGCUACCAAUCUUGAAUUCGAAUUACAAAAUUGGAAAGUUAGUUUCGAGUCGUGGGUCACUUCUCAAAAAGCCUACAUUCACGCGAUUACUGGCUGGCUACUAAGGUGCAUUGGGUCAAACUCCAAUAACACCACAAAAUUCCCAUUCUCACCUCGAAGGUCUAGUGGUGCCCCACCAAUAUUUGGGCUGUGCAUCCAAUGGGCUAGACUACUUGACUCAAUCAGUGAGGUCCCUGUGCUAGACGGGCUAGACUUUUUUGCAGCAGGGGUUGGUUCUUUAUAUGUACAGCAGCUAAAAGAAGGAGGUGGUGGUAGUUCAGGCCUUGGAUCGUCAAAGCGGUAUGGUAGCAGCUCCGGGAUGGAGAUGGUGGAGAGCGGGCGUCAAGAUGAGGAGGAAACUGUGGAGAAAAUGGCUGAAGUCGCCAUUAGAGUGUUGUGUGCUGGAAUGUCAGUUGCUGUUAGUUCAUUAACAGAAUUUGCUCUAUCUUCUGCUCAAGGAUAUGCUGAUUUGAUCAAGCAGUGGGAGAGUGCCACGUAUCCAGAAAGUAGUAAUGGGUCCAAGGUGUAAUUUCUGGGGAUUUUUGUGUUUGUAUUUGCUUUUGGGGUAGUUAGUUUUGUUAGGUGUAAUUAGUUAAAGAAUAUUAUAUUCUUUUGUGUCUUAUAUAAGAUCCAUUUGGAUGGA
This is a messenger RNA of Erigeron canadensis, 2630 nucleotides long. Its product is annotated as protein ALTERED PHOSPHATE STARVATION RESPONSE 1-like. The record is from RefSeq and is a predicted model, not a curated record. Bases 240 to 2516 code for a protein of 758 amino acids. Lineage: Eukaryota; Viridiplantae; Streptophyta; Magnoliopsida; Asterales; Asteraceae. The transcript is spliced from 5 exons.